AUGGACAUCGCCGCCGGCCCCGAGUCCCUGGACCGCUGCUUCAGCCGGGGCCCGCCGGACCGCGCCGCGAUGCUGGACGGCAUCAAAGUGGAAGAUCGCCCGCUGCGCUCGGGCGCCGCCGCCCUGGGCGUGUUGCUGGGGUCCGAGUGUCAGAACCAGGCGGUUUGCGAGGGCUGCCAGCGGCCGAUCUCAGACCGCUUUUUGAUGAGAGUGAACGAGUCUUCCUGGCACGAAGAGUGUUUGCAGUGUGCAGUGUGUCAACAAGCCCUCACCACCAGCUGCUACUUCCGGGAUCGAAAACUGUACUGCAAACAGGACUACCAACAGCUAUUUGCUGCUAAGUGCAGCGGCUGCAUGGAAAAGAUCGCCCCAACAGAAUUUGUGAUGAGAGCCCUGGAAUGUGUUUACCACUUAAGCUGCUUCAGUUGCUGUGUCUGUGAACGACAACUGAGGAAAGGAGAUGAAUUUGUUCUGAAGGAAGGACAAUUGCUCUGCAAAAGUGACUAUGAAAAAGAGAAAGACUUGCUGAGCUCAGUGAGCCCCGAUGACUCAGACUCAGUUAAAAGUGAUGAUGAGGAUGGAGAUGUUAAACCAGCCAAAGGACAAGCAAACCAAGGAAAAGGGAGUGAUGAUGGAAAAGACCCAAGGAGACCCAAACGACCAAGGACAAUACUUACAACACAGCAGAGAAGAGCAUUCAAAGCAUCCUUUGAAGUGUCUUCAAAGCCAUGUAGGAAGGUCAGAGAAACGCUAGCAGCUGAAACAGGACUCAGUGUGCGAGUUGUCCAGGUCUGGUUUCAGAACCAAAGAGCAAAGAUGAAGAAACUAGCACGGAGGCAUCAGCAGCAGCAGGAGCAGCAAAAUUCUCAGCGACUAGGGCAAGAAGUAAUGUCCAACCGAAUGGAAGGGAUGAUGACAUCUUACACACCACUUGCACCACCACAGCAGCAGAUUGUAGCAAUGGAUCAAAGCAGUUAUGGCACGGACCCAUUCCAGCAAGGUCUUACCCCUCCACAAAUGCCAGGAGACCACAUGAACCCCUAUGGAAACGACUCCAUUUUUCACGAUAUCGACAGUGAUACCUCUUUGACUAGCUUGAGCGACUGUUUCCUUGCCUCCUCAGAAGUUAAUUCCAUGCAGGCUAGAGUAGGAAACCCCAUUGACAGGCUGUACUCUAUGCAGAGCUCGUAUUUCGCCUCAUGAAAAUAAUAAUAAUAAAACAAACAAAUAGCUGGCGUAUCUUUAGCAAGGGACUUUUUGCAGAGCAGACUCUACAGCCAUAUGUUGCCCAGCUCUUCCUUCGCAGUGACUCCUGCCGCCUCUGGACUGCCACGAGCGUUUUUAGGAGGACCAUAUAUUAAAUCAAUCAAUCAACCCACCAGUCCCUCAGCCCUCCUCCCCCAUACACAUCCUCAGUUAUCCAGCUUGGACCAGGCCACGAGAAAAGCAUGGGACGAGUGGAACACCCAGCUCUCCAGCAGACCUUGGUUUGGUUUGAGCUCCGCAUUGUAAAGGAAAGGACGGUGUGAAAAGCUCGACCUUUUUCCUCCUUUCUUUCUUCCUUUCGUUUGGAUAUUUAACCUUUUUUUUAAAAGCCACUGACACUGACAUCAGUCGACCAUAUGACAAAUAAAUCAAAGAAACUGGAGCCUCCUCCCCUUUCUUACUGCAUGACUCAUACUAUGUUGUGGAUAAAUUGCCAUUUGAACUGUGAGAAGUUAAUGUAAAUGUGACGUUCAACAUUUGUUUCCUUUCUACACUUUUUCUACAUAACCCUCGGUCUGCUCCUUAGUUUAUAGCCCUUAUACUGUAUGAUACUUAGAAAAACUGGUUAACAAGAAGCCUUGUGGUGAAGCCAGUGAUUUCAUAAUUGAAAAAGGUCUAUGACCCUGGAGAGAAGCUGCAUGUUAGGGACAGAUGCAUUUAGAUUAGUAUUAAUCUUGAAUAAUUAAAACAAAAGGUGCUUACACGACACAGAGCUUUAUUUAAUUUUUAAUGUGUGAGAAUAAACAUUUACUUUUAUUUGUAAGAAAUUCAGUGCCAACUUUCAAGCCUAGCCUGUGAUUGGCAACCACGUGUUGUUCAUUCUGUUCUGUUUAUUUAGGUUUUGCAUGAGACAUAAAUGUGCUACGCUCCAUUGUCCAUCUGGAAUAAGUAAAACGUCCUUUAAUUAAUUUUCUUCCUUUGUCAAGGAAAGCACAGGAUCUAAAAUCCUAGCCCAGGCCCUGAGAAGUGUCCUUGAAAUGUGCACCAAGUGACAAAGAACACAGAGAGCAUGAGGCUCUGUCACGAGCCUGAGCCUGAUCUCACUUAUGCAAGUUUCACACUGAUGGGACUCUAUUGCCUCCAGUAGUUACUCCAGACCUACGCUAGAAAAAUGGGAGGAGACCUGGGCUCAUUAUGCAGAGAUAAAGACGACUGUCUCAACAGCCCUUU
Gopherus flavomarginatus (Mexican gopher tortoise) is the source of this 2436-nucleotide messenger RNA. It is a transcript of the gene LMX1B, whose product is annotated as LIM homeobox transcription factor 1 beta. Gene Ontology annotation, cellular component: nucleus. NCBI's taxonomy places the organism in Eukaryota, Metazoa, Chordata, Testudines, Testudinidae. Gene Ontology annotation, biological process: regulation of transcription by RNA polymerase II; neuron differentiation. Gene Ontology annotation, molecular function: DNA-binding transcription factor activity, RNA polymerase II-specific; RNA polymerase II transcription regulatory region sequence-specific DNA binding. The transcript is spliced from 8 exons. Bases 1 to 1203 code for a protein of 400 amino acids. The record is from RefSeq and is a predicted model, not a curated record.